UCUCAAUUUUCAUCUUCUUCCUCAUCGAUCUUUAAUUUGUUCGUCCUCCAAUAUUAAUGUCUUCUUCUACAGAAAAUCGUAGACCCCUAUGGAGAGAGAUCCUAAUAUCAUCCACCCUCGUAAGAAAACCUAAUUCAGUACAUUUUCGUGCCCUUUCAAUCCUCUUCCUUUGGCCCAUCCUUUUCACUCUCAACGUAUAUCCUUCUUUCCACCUCUCCCACUUUCAUCCCGAUUACGAUUUCACCAUUUUCACUCAACUUUCCCUCUCUAAUUUUGAAAUUAUGGCACUUAUAAUGUGCACUCUGUUUUUGGUCCUGUUUUACCUCUGUACCAUAGCCACAUUUACAUACAGCGCCGUUCAAGCAUCCUAUGGUAGACCGAUCAACCUUGUUUCCUCUAUUAAAUCUAUCAAAAAUUCCUUCUUCCCUCUUCUCUCCACCUUUAUCAUUUCUCAUACCAUUCUCAUUUCAAUCACUCUCAUUUUCUCCAUAGUUUUAGCCCUCUUAUUCAGACUAAUUCAAUUCAAAUACAAUCUAAAUCACUUCAUUAUUUUCGCGUUAAUUGUACUCGUACCAAUUCUGGUUUGGCUACAGGUAAACUGGUCAUUAGCUUAUGUGCUAGCAGUGGUUGAAUCAAAACAGGGUUAUGAGACACUAAGGAGAAGCGCAUAUUUAGUGAAGGGGGUCAGAUCAAUAGCUUUAUCGAUGGUGCUAUUUUACGGGCUUGCGAUGGGAUGUUCAUUGGGUGGUUGUUCCAUUUAUUUAGUCAUCAUAGGUAAAGCAAAGGGCGAACAAUGGAGCUUCGUAAUGGUGAUAUUGUUGCAGAUAUUUCAGAGUUUAGAAGGCGCAUAUGUGAUGAUGAAUCAGUAUCUUGUCGGUAACGCUGUGUUGUAUACAUAUUGCAAGGACUUGAAUGACCAAAAAUUGUCCGGAGACAACGAAUUUGGCAGUGAAUAUGUAUCUCUCAUGGUGUGA
Solanum stenotomum is the source of this 974-nucleotide messenger RNA. RefSeq lists its product as uncharacterized. The transcript has a single exon. The coding region runs from base 57 to 974 and encodes 305 amino acids. The record is from RefSeq and is a predicted model, not a curated record. Lineage: Eukaryota; Viridiplantae; Streptophyta; Magnoliopsida; Solanales; Solanaceae.